AUGUCAUCAAUAACAAUAAAUAAUUUAUUACUAGAUUCAGUAGCAACUAGUAUAGCAUCAACAGUAACACCAUCAUUAACAAAUUUACAUAUAGCAACAUCAAUAGUUAAUAAUGAUAAUGAAGAUAGUAUAGAUUCAGAUUCUAUACAAACUUUAUCAACUACAUUAUCAUCAAUUAUAGAAUCUUCAAUAUCAUCAGCACCUUUAGCAGGAUCUGGAGGUAUACUUACAGCAAGUGAAGAAUCACAAUUAAGUGAUGCAAAGGGAACAUUUGCUCAAAGUUCUGAUGUUAAAACUUUAAGUUUAAGUGGAUCAGGUUCUAAUGUUAAUUCUAUAAAUUCAAAUAAUAAUGGUGUUUCAUUAAAAGGAAAUAAUUUGAUAUUUUUAAAUUUGAUUUUCACUUUCUUACUAUAUUUGGUUUCAUGGUGA
This is a messenger RNA of Lodderomyces pseudojiufengensis, 429 nucleotides long. It is a transcript of the gene FAV2, whose product is annotated as Fav2p. The record is from RefSeq and is a predicted model, not a curated record. Bases 1 to 429 code for a protein of 142 amino acids. Lineage: Eukaryota; Fungi; Ascomycota; Pichiomycetes; Serinales; Debaryomycetaceae. The transcript has a single exon.